CAUACAUACCACCAUAUAAAUUGACCUAAGCUUUUGACAGAUCUCGGGAAAAUACAAAGUCGAGCUUCCGGGAAUUUGACAACCAGAUGAUCUGACAUUAGUAAAAUCCAAGUCACAUGGCAUGCUGAUCAAGUUACUCAGGAGAUUUCGCUUCGCUAUGAUGAGACCUCCCGCUGAUGGUACUUAACAGCGUCUUUCUUGUUAGGCGAUGUUGCGCAAAGUCAUUUCAGCAUCAGCGAUGUCCAAUGAGCCAACACCUGUUUCUGCGACAUCAAAUAAUGAUGGAAAUGCACUUUACACUCCACUCAGCUCAUUUCUUCAGAUGUGGUAUCAGAUAUUUCUCUCGGCAUUAUUUUCGUCCAUAUUUGUCCAUACUAUUGCAGCAGCAAUUUGUUUUGCCACAUUGCGAAAACAUAAAUAUGGAAAGUUCUUCCCACUGCUAAUAAUAAUAAUGGGAGUAUUGCUGCCGUUAACGUCAGGAAUUCUAAGUUCCGCAGCAGUAGCAUUUGUCUACGGUGCAUCAGGCUAUCAGAUGCUGCCUUUGUAUGCUUUACUAUGGGGUAUCGGACAAACUGUAAUGGCUGCUUGUGUUGGAUUCACAAGGAUAUUAGCUACUUUGUAACAGGAAGCUUAAAUGAACGAUGCCAAUAUUGUACAGUGUAAGUUAUGCAGAUGGAUAUCAAUCAUUAACCAGUAAGAGUUCUACAGAAAGAUAAAAUAAUCUUCUCAUGAAAGUUUUCUAUGUAAAUAUCAUCUUGUGAAAAUUACAAGCCGUGGUAAGACAAAAAUCACGCAUCGAGAUAUUUUUUUCAUAUGAAUUUGACUAACUAAAUGUUACCCUGAUUUCUUUAAACAAUUAACAAAAGUCUUUGGAAUUACUAGAUACAGUAUCUGUAUACAUGGUGUUCGAGGAAGCUCUAUUAAGUAGUACUGACUGACUGAACGUUGUAAAUAUCCGAAAUACAUGUGUAGAUGUAUACUUAUAAAUGUAAGAAUUUGUUAAUGUCAUGGUAUUAUAUGGUGGUACAAGAGUUGCAGAUAAAUUGUACCUACUAUAAUAUAGUUUGUUUGCCGGCUAAAGCUCUCUGCUCUUAUACUUUGUGUAUACAUCGAACAUAAUGCAGAAUAAUAUUUUUGUGCCAUCAAUUAAUUUUCAAGUUUUUAUAAAAUGCAGUAUGUUUUUUCUUCUCUCUCCUCCAGACUUAUCAAGGUGUCUACUAUAUGAAUGAUUUGUAAACCUGGAGUUCCAUGCAAAAUCCUAUGCGUUUUUCCACCCAUCAUCUUCGAUUAGAUCCAUAAUUUGUUUUUAUCGUUUGAGUUCUAAGAAGGCUUUCUGGCUAUUCCAGAUAGAAUUAAACCAAAAAUUUUUCAAAUCAUGCCAAAAUAACCAGAAGCAUGCUCCCUCCUGCAAAACUUUUUUCUAUACCUUCAACCCUUCAGUUGAUGAUACGAGGUAUAACUGUCAAAUCCAAUUUUUUACAAAACUUUAUACGAAAUGAAUUAUCAAUAUCCAUAAUUUUGCGAUUCAGUUAAUUUCUAUAGAUUGAAUAUUUACACAUGAACACGCGCUCACAAGGCUGAACAAUUAUUUUCUAAUCUAAAACUAACUAAAUUUUGUGUGAAAUCAGCAAAUAUAUGUGAUUCUAUUCUUUUCACCUAUUUUCCUGAAAUGAAUUUGAAUGCAUGUUUUAAAUAGUAUUUAAUUUCUUCAAUGUUGAGUCGAGAAUGAUGGAUAAGAUUAUUUUAGGAAGGAUGAGUAUGAAAAUGCAUCUUUUUUGUAUGAAACGUUUCCACCUAAACCGAAUAGUUUAGGUGAAAAAUAUGAUUUACAUUGUAAAUGGGUCAUUAGGCGGUGCGAAAAAUUGAAAAAAGAAGUGCCGCUUUUUUGGU
This is a messenger RNA of Diprion similis, 1890 nucleotides long. RefSeq names its product transmembrane protein 170A. Lineage: Eukaryota; Metazoa; Arthropoda; Insecta; Hymenoptera; Diprionidae. The transcript is spliced from 4 exons. Bases 209 to 622 code for a protein of 137 amino acids. The record is from RefSeq and is a predicted model, not a curated record.